This is a messenger RNA of Athalia rosae (coleseed sawfly), 2735 nucleotides long. RefSeq lists its product as uncharacterized. The transcript has 10 exons. NCBI's taxonomy places the organism in Eukaryota, Metazoa, Arthropoda, Insecta, Hymenoptera, Athaliidae. The record is from RefSeq and is a predicted model, not a curated record. Bases 143 to 2638 code for a protein of 831 amino acids.
AAUGAACGCUGACGGCCUGGGUGAUUUAAAAAUGGAAGUUUGUCAUCCAGUACGUUAAAAAUAUUUUUUAUUAAUGUGUGAAUAAUUUAAAAGUAUCUUCUCACAUAGCUGGUGUUAUUCGAAUUCUUUUAAAAAAAUUCUAAUGGAAAAGCACCGCUGUAUGAAGGCGUUUAUCGCCGCUGCAUUGGAAUAUUCAAAACAUCCCAGUGAAACUACUGCUGCUGUUCUCCAGAGAAACCUUGGGACAAUAGGGGCAUCUCUGGACUUGAGCAUUUUUGAUCCAGGCUCUAGUGUUGCAGCUGAAUUCUAUGUGAGCUUACACGAGUUGACAAAUUCUUUAGUUUCACGUUCAAGUCUGAUAUGGAGUGCCGUAGCUGUUCUUCAACAUGCCUGCAAAAAUUCCGCCGCAAGACAAGCACUAAUUCACACCUAUAAAUUCACACCCAUAUUGACAAGACUGCUGGAGGCAAAUUUGACCGCUGAGAAAAGGAUACGUGUUUUACAACUACUACAAGAAUUAACCUACGGUGUGAAAAUAUCAUGGCUGGAGGCACAUCUACCAUAUCUCAUAUCUACUUUGACUCAAUGGGUGACAAAUUCCACAGAAGAGGAUGUAGUUGCGCUGUCGCUUGGAGUGUUAGUCAAUCUAUGCUACAAGAAUCUACCUGCAAUUUACACAUUGAUGCGAGCUGUUGAUACGAAAGUCUUUGUCAGAACGCUACUCAAAGUACAAAGCUAUAACAUCAAUACCAGGGUUCAGUGCUGCAAGUUGCUCAUCGUACUAGAAGACAUUAAUAGACAAAUUCCUGACAAAGAUAUUCUUGAUUUUGCUGAGGUUACCUUCACCAGUUUAGUUACAGCCUUGAAGGACAAAAACGUUCUACUUCUCAGGCACACUGUUGACUUUUUUGAUGAUGUUCGACAGAAUGAUAAUUCCAAAGCUGUUCUUAUCACCUAUCCCAAUUACAUUGCCGGUGUUCAAAAUAUACUGGAGGCGUUGGGAUCCAACUCUGACCCAGAAUGCGUAGCUUUGAUGAUGGAAUUUUUAGCGUGUUUAGUCAGACUCCAGAUACCAGCCUUAGUAGAAUUGUAUUCACAUUGUGUGAAAGCAGCUAUGAUGUGGGUCCCUGUUGAACGAGUAUGCUCAAAGGCAUUAAGUCUUAUAAGAAUGGUUGUUAUGGAUGCCCGUCGAUUGAAGGGCUCCCUUGAUAUUUUGAACGAACUUGAUUUAUCCGUCCUCAUGCUUGUCUUGGACACUGGAUGUGGAGCAGAGGAAAGCAAUGCUGCAUGGAGUGUCGAAUCACAAGCCAGAUUAACAGAAUUCUUACAAUUGCUACUUGAAAUGGUACGAAUUGCCACACUCAGACCAAAAGUCAUGCAGAUAUUCACUGACCAAAUGAUGCGCCAACUAAUAAGCCCAAUGCUCGAGCAAAAUGAUGCUUCUAUGAAUGAAGCAGGGCCUGGAAAUCUUUUCCAGGAUCCAAUGGUGACAUUAUACAUACAAGCACUAUCGUUGACCGCGGAUUUGGCGGUUCAGGACUCGAAUUGGCUGACUCUGUACUCAGAACUACUGAGAAAGAAGCAAAUUCAGAUGGUGAUGGCACUCGCACUGUUCACCGGGGAUGGAGAGGCGAAGCAAAGGGUAUUGCAAUUGACCUCGUCAGUUGGAUUUCCCCAAGAAUGCGUGGCUGCGGUAGCACGGUGUAUGAGUGAAUUGGAACCACUGGUAUUGGUUCAGGGUACAACGGUACAUGGACCAGUGGCAAGAGACCGUUCAGUGAUGACUAAUAAUCAUUCUGGCGAAAUGCAGGCUCCACUUUUCUCUUUAGCCCAAGAAGGGCGCUUAGAUAUUUUCAUUGCAAAACUUCAAGAGGCAUUCGACUCCAAUCAAAUACAAGAUAUCACAACAUCUGCUGUUAUGGAGCUAUAUGAAUACAAACUAGCAGCAAUGCGCCAUGCGGAAAGGGCGAUGCAGGCCAGUCUUGAGGCUGCGAACCGUCAUGGAACUAGCCUACAGCAUAGAUUGGCACAAGUAGUGGCUGAAUCUAGUCGGCUUCAUCAGCUACUGUUUUACACGCAACAGUGCCUGGAGGGAAGUCAAGCUGAGAAACUUGCUUUAAUUGCAAAAAUUAAAGAUGCUGAGACACAAACUGGCAGGGUACAUGCUACACAAGUUCAGGAGAUUAAAGGACUGAGAAAAAUAGUUACUGAAAAAUCAGCUACGGUUGAACAACUGAAUUGCACAGUACUACAGUAUGCAGCACAACUGGAAGCGAGCAAUGCAAAGACAGAAACUUUGGCAAAGAAAGUUGCCGUAUUACUGAAUGAGAGUCAAAUCAACGAGACUAAGGCCAAGGAAAUCACAGCUAAGCAUAACGAGUUGUGCCGAGUUGUACGUAAAAUGGAAGAUGCCACCACUAAAAAGGAUCAGCUACUCGAGGAGAAAAAUAAAGAAAUAUCGGCGCUGAAACAGGAAAUUCAGAAGCAAACUGAACAGUGCCGCAAUCAAGAAAUCGCUCUUUUCCAAAGGGAUGAGGUCAUCCAAAAAAUGAGAGAUGAACUUUCUGACUUAAGCCGAAUGCGAGAUAUGAUAUUUGAGCUCACAGCAAAAAAAAAAGAAGAUCUAAAUACCAGUUAGUGGACGAAUUCGCAUUUGCCAUGAUUUGAAUUAUAAAAUGACUUCAUAUAUAAUUUGUAUUCACUCAUUAUGCGCAAUAAAAAUAUUUUUUAUUUUA